Messenger RNA from Scedosporium apiospermum, 1998 nucleotides. RefSeq lists its product as uncharacterized. NCBI's taxonomy places the organism in Eukaryota, Fungi, Ascomycota, Sordariomycetes, Microascales, Microascaceae. Gene Ontology annotation, biological process: regulation of DNA-templated transcription. The transcript has 6 exons. The coding region runs from base 1 to 1998 and encodes 665 amino acids. Gene Ontology annotation, molecular function: DNA-binding transcription factor activity. The record is from RefSeq and is a predicted model, not a curated record.
AUGUCAGAUAGCUCAUGCUCCGGCUCUACGCCAUUGAAGGGCCUUCUCAAGCAACAAGACCAUGCAACGCAACACGAUCGGAUCUCUAGUUCAGCCCCGCCACAUGAGUCCUUUCGACAGACUCCCAAUUCGAGCCCGGGUCACAAGGCGUUUACAGACUUUGUCGCCGACAACCAUUCAAUACCAGCGGCUGGUCCAGGACUGAUUCAUGCGGGAUAUCCGAGCCCAUCGCAGUAUAGGAACCCCAUUUCCAUCGCUCAUCCUCAUCCCGUUGCGGCGCAACCCCUCCAGGCUCAAACUCGCGAGGGCUGGGCAAAAGAAUUUGCCGAACAAGCGAACAAUACCCCUUUUACCCAUCUCUCUACUGGGAUCGAUGGAUUCCGUACGGCGUCAGCUCUGGGCACUUCAACCUUUCUCCAUCAACAAAGCAGAACAACUGUCAUGCGCCAGCCCGCGCCUUACGCACUGGUGAAUCUUGACCUCCCUAUAGCGGAGUUUUCAACGCCCAAGCUCGGAGGUGGGGCGGAGAUCAAUGAUUGGAUGAGAGUGCACAUGCCUCAACGAGAGGACUUCGAAGGUGUGGACGAGGCCUUGCUGCAGCUCUCUCAUGAGCUGGAAGGAUUCACCGUUCAACCUGAGCCCACGGUUGAUCUUCCAGCGACCCAUGAGGUAGAUGGAGUCAGGUCAUCAGGCUCCGAACUAUUGCCGAAGAGUGAUCUCUCACGCGAUUCCAUCCUGGAAGAGUCUGCAGAGGCAGACACCUUGCAGCCCGGGAUACCAGGCUCAUCAACUGUCUCAGACGUGGCAAAAAAGAUAUUGGAAACUGUAGGACACGAGGACGAUAGAGAGAGGCUGGGUUUGGAAAUAAGAGCUAAGGAUGUUGAUGUUGCUGCCCUUGUCAACUCGACCUUCCUCGUUGACUUCAUGGUUGGAAGUCUGGCAGACGAACAGCGCAGGCGAGAGCGGCCCCAGCAGCUCACCCACACGGUUGAACUGUUCUCGUCUACCAAUUCUCCCCUAAAACUUCGCACCACCGCAACCAUUUCUCAACAAGACGUUCCCGUCUUCAUCACGGAUUCCCUUCCAACAUGGCGUUCCCCAACCCCUUCCAGUCUGCCGGUCCCACCCGUGCCACGCGACUUCCAACAAGCCCCUCAACACGACUUCGUCUUCCCCACGCCCGACCGCCUUUCUGCACGAGGGUCAAGUUCACAACGACCAUCAAGAUCUGUUAGCCGUAGGCCUCCCGUACCGUACUUUACUCAUCGAACGGGAAGCUUGCCGCAGUCGCCUGUAAGGAUGGAUAUUAGAGAUCUUGAAUUCGAAGAUUUUUCGACGCUGGCUGGUAGUGCUGGAAUGUCUGGCACCGCGUUUUCUUCUCCUGGCCUCCCUACAUCGUAUGAUGUGGCGGGAAGCUCAGCCAGUUCAGUCACAAACGUCGGCACAGUGUCACCACAAGAUCUUCUCGUCCACGAGCCGUAUAUGUCAGCACCAAACUCGACGGCGUUGACAGCGCUGACUUCACCAUCGAUGUACGACGGCUCGCCAGAGUUCAACGAUGCUUUUAAUAUGUCACCAAGCCUAGGCAGUUGCGAUUUUGAGACCGGCUCAAAUGACCCCUGGUUUCCUCUCUUUCCACCUGAACCAUCAAUGGAAACCUCGGCUGAGUUUCAUAACGCGCCUAUUGCGUUGCAAAGUGGUUUGAAGGGUACAGAGGCCUCAGCCACUGCGAAGAAGCGAAAGGGCGCUGGCUCGCCUGGGCGGCACUCGUCUGUGGCUGGCGUCAAUUCACGGCGGCGUGAGAAGCCCUUGCCCCCAAUCAUAGUCGAUGACCCAAGCGAUGUCGUUGCUAUGAAACGGGCUCGCAACACCCUCGCGGCACGCAAGUCGAGGGAACGAAAAGCCCAGCGGUUAGAGGAACUUGAGGAACGGAUUUCGAAGUUGGAGCAGGAGCGUGACUAUUGGAAGCGGAUUGCGCAGGAGCGGGGCGAUGCAUGA